UUUUCUGGUGUUGCUCUCUGUGAACCAGCAGUCAUUCAUUUGGUUUUAGUAAUCAACUUGUAAAAGGCAGCUGUCAUAAUCUGCACAUACCAGUGCAGCUUUGUGGUUUGCUUUGUGGAACAGUUGAAAGUUUUUGAAAAUAAGAAGAAACUUGCUGUAAGAAGCCCUGUUGUGUCAAAGAGGAUGACAGAUUCCCAUUUCAAAGAUGCUUUCUGGAGUUCUGAUUUCACCAGCCAUGCUGGAUAUGAAGUUGUGCUGCAGAGACUGCAUGAAGGCCGGAGGAUGUGCAAAGAUAUGGAAGAGCUGCUGAAAAUGAGGGCGCUAGCUGAAGAGAAAUACGGCAAGGAGCUAGUGACGAUAGCGCGCAAAGCGGGCGGACAGACUGAGAUCAAUACUCUGAGGACAUCCUUUGACACUCUUAAAACACAAAUAGAGAAGGUUGGGUAUUUACACAUCCAGCUGGCUGUUAUGUUAAAGGAAGAAAUAAAGAGAAUGGAGCAAUUCAGGGAGAGGCAGAGAGAACAGAGGAAAAAGUUUGAAAGAGUGAUGGAAAAAAUUCAGAAGGCCAAAGUCUCUUUACACAAGAAAACAUUAGAGUCCAAGAAGAGCUAUGAACAGAAGUGUAAAGAGGCUGAUGAAGCUGAGCAGGCCCAUCAGCGGAUAAACAGCAUAAUGACAGUCACCCCAAAGCAAGUGGAGAAGGUGCAAAACAGGGCAAAGCAGUGCAGGGAGGCAGCGAAUGAGGCAGAGAAGCAAUAUAAAUCAAAUAUAGAACAGCUGGACAAUAUUCGACGAGACUGGGAACAGACCCAUAUGAGCACUUGCGAGGUGUUUGAGCAGCAGGAAAUUGACCGGAUUAACAUCCUGAGGAACUCAAUGUGGGUUCACUGUAACCACUUCUCACUGCAGUGUGUGACGGACGACGAGAUAUAUGAGGAGGUGAGGAAAACUCUGGAACAGUGUGAUGUAACUGCUGAUAUCAACAGCUUUAUCCAGACAAAAGCCACUGGGACCAGUCCGCCAGCUCCAAUACUUUACAUCAGCUACAACGAGCGAGAGGGCGUUGCUGACAGCAAUGGAAGUUUGCACCUGGGAGGGGGAAGAGUGAUGAAAAGGUUUUCAGGUCUGCUACAGGGACACUGCACUGGUUCAAGGCAAAAUAUCAAUGAAGCAGAUUACCCUACAGCACCCCCUACAGAUGAAAAAGUAGAUGGAGUUUACGCUGCUAUACCUGCCUUUCGCGGAGCGCAAGCAAACACUGAUUCUCUAACAAUGGGCUACAAGGUGUUGUAUGACUACACUGCACAGAAUGAAGAUGAGCUGUCCAUAGCGGUGGGAGACAUUGUGGAAGUGAUCGAGCAAAGGGAGGACGGGUGGUGGUCAGCGACCAGGAAUGGAAACCAAGGGUUCGUCCCUGGAUCCUAUCUGGAGAAGAUUUGUGGAAGCCAUGUGGCAUGAGAAGCUUGCGUCUGCCUAAAGCCAUAUGUAUAUAAAUAAUGCACUUGAGUUAUUUUGAACAUUGGUGCACUGGCUGGCCAAAUAAAUGAGUAUACAUAUGCAAUCAAACUGUGAUGCGCCAUGUGAUCAACUGUAUUGAAUGUACACUAAUAUAAGCUGUGUUAGAGUUGUGUGCAACUAUUCAUCAACAAUCAUUGAAUCACCGGAGCAAACAGUAGUAAUGACAGAGCAAUCCCCAAGAUGUGUGCAAUUUAUUGUGACAUGCAACAGAAGUGAUAGUGUACCAAAACACUAUAACCUUCAACACUGAACAAGACAAGCCUGUUUCAAACAAAGCACCGGGAACUACCCACAGUGAAGGCCAGUCUCUAAUAUUUUGUCCAGCCAGUGUAUGUAUUAUUCAUUUUGAAAUUAGCCUAGACCUUGCUACAAUACCAUUCAUGUGAUCAUGCAGACUGAAAUCAGUACAUUGUUGAUUGUACAGUACUUUUUUGUUGUUGCUUUUCUUCAGACACCUGGCAGUACCAGUACAAAAAAGUCAGUAUUGCAGCUUCUUAAAAGUGAUCCCUCAGCAGUAUACCCCAAGCUGAGCCUGCCUUCUGUUCCUACAAAGUCAUGUGACCACAUGGGUAAUUGGCUGAACACUAGUUCUCUCAUAGACUGCUGUGCCAAAGACCACUUGCAAAUGUGCACUUACAGUUAUCCACAUUCAAAUCCAGCCCUUCUUAAAGGUGUAGUCUCAUAAAAUUCAUUUCUCUUCUGGAGCCUUUUUUUCCAGUGCAUUGUGCUUCUCCUGCGUAAUGCAUUUUCUUACUUUUGAAAUGUUAAAUGCUGUGGAGCAGCUCUCUAUCCUCGAUACUGUGCCACGCCUCUUUGAGACUCCCUAAAGAGGAUUUUAAAACCUUCGUUACAAACCCUUUGAGCAAUACAAUUAGAA
This is a messenger RNA of Polyodon spathula (Mississippi paddlefish), 2395 nucleotides long. RefSeq names its product proline-serine-threonine phosphatase-interacting protein 1-like. Gene Ontology annotation, cellular component: actin filament; plasma membrane; cytoplasm. Gene Ontology annotation, biological process: actin filament polymerization. Bases 184 to 1458 code for a protein of 424 amino acids. The transcript has 15 exons. NCBI's taxonomy places the organism in Eukaryota, Metazoa, Chordata, Actinopteri, Acipenseriformes, Polyodontidae. The record is from RefSeq and is a predicted model, not a curated record. Gene Ontology annotation, molecular function: actin filament binding.